GUGUGUUAAAAGCACGAAGACCUACAACCAUAAUCACAGUGCGCGACGGUCGUAAUCCUGCACUUUAUACAGUAUCGUAGUCGGCCAACUUUCACGUCAAGGUCACCGAGUAUAAACAACCAUGAGUUGGGGCUACAGCGAAAUUGACGGUCCCCACACAUGGCACAAGAUCUUUCCCCAAGCUGCUGGGCCGAGACAGUCGCCCAUUGACGUCAACACGGCCCGUGUCACUUCAGACACUUCUCUUCACUCACAGCCGCUGCAGUGGCGUUAUGUCCCCGGAAACUGCAAGGCGAUCGCAAACCCUGGCUACUGCUGGAGACUGGACGUGAACGGAGAAGGAUCAGAACUGAGUGGAGGCCCGCUGCAGGCUCACUACAAGCUGGAGCAGUUCCAUGCACACUGGGGCCCAUCUAGUGAGAAAGGCUCUGAACACACGGUGGACGGUCAAGCAUAUGCUGGAGAGCUGCACUUAGUUCACUGGAACAGCGACAAAUACAAGUCCUUCGCAGAAGCAGCGGGACAUCCUGAUGGUUUAGCUGUGCUUGGAGUGUUCUUAGAGGCUGGAAUUAAAGACAACGAUGAACUUGAGAAAAUUGUCAAACUUAUUCCACACAUCACUCACAAAGGACAAACAACUGACGUCUCCAACCCAGUUGAUCCGGCAAAACUUAUUCCUGACAACAAGCACUACUGGACUUACCUCGGCUCGCUCACCACACCACCUUGCACAGAGAGUGUUAUUUGGAUACUCUUCAAGGAGCCGAUCCCCAUCUCUGAACGCCAGCUAUCAGUGUUCAGAAGCAUCAAGCGAGUCGGAGCCGAUGAAGUCCACUGCGACGCUGAAGAUGCAAACAUCAUCUGUAACUACAGACCUCCAUUGCCGCUUGGAAACCGAGAGCUUCGAGAGUGCGGCCAUCAUUAGAGCGGCGACCAACAACGUAGCAUCACGAUCUGAUAGCGUAACACCCGCAUUUACUCUGGGUCCACCGAAAGCCUUUAACCAAUAUUUAUGUUUAUGAUAUUAAUUGUUGACCUUAGCGUAAGAAACAUUCCUACUUUAGAGACGAUGAAAUUGUCAAUGUGAUAUAGAUUUUAAAUAUUUGGUUUAUGAUGAGCUUAUUUUGAACUUUUCUCUAGUGGAUUGGGGGGAGCGAGAAUAAUCAACGAUGUAACAAUUAGUUGGAUGGGUUUCAAACCUACAAAUUUAACAUCACUGUUAUAGAUAUUAAAAUGAUAGUUUUAAAAUUCAGUUCCUCCAUAAGUUUGGAUGGUUGGUAGAACAAAGACUAAUGAACCUUAGCAAUUAUAUUUGUUCAAAAGUUUUGUUUCUAGCUGCCCAGUACUGUAUAUUCUUGCUCUGUAUUUAACAGACAGACUAUGUUAAGAAACAUGGAGCAGUUACAUUUCUACAGUUUUACCCUGCAAGGGAUGUAUUUUGUGAUAGUUUACGAUUGAAUGAAAUCAUUAAUUGAUAUCUUUUGAACAAUCAGUAGUAGAGAAAUAACUUACUUUAGAAUAGGGAUGCCAGAUCUUUUGGCUGAAGCUGGUUAAAGCUUUAAUUGUGAAAGCUAGUCCUUAGUUAGAUAGUUAAAGAUGUAACAGUGCUAAUUGAGUUUUUGGAUAUUCACAAACACAAUUGCACAGUUGUAGAAGUGUCCAAAAUACAAGUACCAAAUUGCUAUUGAGUUUUGUGACCUGUGCAAUAUGUAAUAUAGUGCCUUUAAUCGUGCUUGUUACAAAUUGUGCUUUAUGUAUUGAUGUAAUGGAACUUUCUCGAUGUGCAAGGAAAUUAGUUAGACUUGUUUUUGGCGAACACAUCUGCUUAGAAUAGUUUACCUAUACUAGUACAAAUACCGUAUCAUUUCCUAGAAUUGAUUACUUGCAGACAUUUUUGGUGCUGAUAGAUUAGUUACCUGAUAUUAGUUAGCUGUUUAAUUUUAGGUUACGGAAGUCAAUAAAUUUGUUAGUUGAAA
Molecule: messenger RNA, 1976 nt
Organism: Macrosteles quadrilineatus (aster leafhopper)
Lineage: Eukaryota; Metazoa; Arthropoda; Insecta; Hemiptera; Cicadellidae
Product: carbonic anhydrase 13-like
Exons: 7
Coding region: 122-925 (267 amino acids)
Cellular component (GO): cytoplasm
Molecular function (GO): carbonate dehydratase activity; zinc ion binding
Source: RefSeq, a predicted model, not a curated record